CAAUCAAGUAAGAUGCCAAAAUCAAAUCAAACCAAUUCACUCAAACCUGGUUUCUCAACUGCUGGUUCAUUUCAAGCUGUGGCAGUCGAAUCAAUCGAAUCAGAUUCAGAAAGCGAUUCACAAACCACUCCGAUCAUUCCAUCACAUCGAACACCUUCUACUGCCAUCUCAACUUCAACUAAAAAGGGACGCGCCAAACAACGUGCUCGUGAUCGAGCUCGUAAAUCGGCUGGUACCUCGACUUUAUCUGAUCCAACUGAAUUCCGGAACAAUAACAAUCUUAAUAGGAUCCUUCAUCCAUUCGAUCUCACCAGAAGACCUGGAAAUCAUCAAAACCGGUUUAAUCGUUUUUAAUUCAAAUGGAAAGAUCAUUGGGAUCGAAAAAGAAAACUUAACAAAUCAAGAAUGGAAUCGAAAAAGUGAUCUGAUUCAAAGUUUAUUGAAAAAGAAAUGGAUUCAGAAAGAAGAUGUUGAUCGAUUGAGAUUCAUUAGAUUGAGAAAUGGAGAGUUUCUUUUACCUGGUUUUAUUGAUACUCAUACUCAUGCUGUACAGUACUCGAACGUAGGAGUUGGACAACAAUACGCAUGUGAGUAAUGUAACCUUUUUAGAAGAAACAAAGUAUUCAUCUAAUGGUUAUUGACAAAGGAUUUUUGAAAAAGUGGUGAAAAGAGUAUU
Melampsora larici-populina 98AG31 is the source of this 676-nucleotide messenger RNA. RefSeq lists its product as uncharacterized. NCBI's taxonomy places the organism in Eukaryota, Fungi, Basidiomycota, Pucciniomycetes, Pucciniales, Melampsoraceae. The annotation marks the transcript as partial. The transcript has 5 exons. The record is from RefSeq and is a predicted model, not a curated record.